Molecule: messenger RNA, 902 nt
Organism: Symbiodinium pilosum
Lineage: Eukaryota; Dinophyceae; Suessiales; Symbiodiniaceae
Source: the annotation of a GenBank genome assembly
GUUGUUGUGACCGUUGCCACAGUCCUUGUCUCGGCUUACAGGGAAUUACUGCAGAUGCCGGCCAGUUUUAUGAAGCAGUCAGUUCUACUGAUGCCUGUGAAGCGGCGGGCGCCAUACUGAAGAUCACCAAAGAAGAUGGCCAUUCUGCUGUAACUGUGGCGGGCUCCAGACAUGCUUUCUUUGGAGGAGUAGUGUACCGCUCCAUGCAAAAAUGCUUGGUGUUCACGUUGCAGGACCUUUACUGGUUGUUUGCGGCAGCAUCCUGCAUGAAAUUUGCGCACACAGGCUCCCAGGUCUGGACAUUCACAGGGCUCCCGAUCGGGGGCCUCCUAUCGAAAGCGGCCACGUCCUUUGUCCUGGGCUGGCAAGAACAUUGCUGGAACACUGAUAGUAGCAAACGAAGGGCAGCCAAUUUUGAAUGGAGCGACAGACUGUGGAAUCACAUGGUGGCCAGAGGCAGGUGCGUGGACGAUUUGCUGUGGCUCAGCUUUGCUUUGUGCGAGUCCUGCUUGCGCGAGGGAGUGCAACAUGCAUAUUCGGUCCCUUUUGAGAUUGAGGGACCAACAGAUGGAGCACUCUGCUGGCUAGACUUCAAAGUACAGCUGCGCCCUUUGAUCUGGGCCUGCAAGCGUAAAGACUUCAUUGCUCUGCCGCCAUGGGCCGUUUCAAGCCAAUAUGCAUUUGGGAUCCUCAUGGGCCGCAUGUCUCGUUGGAAGGAGAUGCACUUGCGACCGCUAGAGCUUGCUGAGGCUUUGGUCGGUCUGUUCUCAGACUUCAAUAGGCGUGGUUGGACGAAAAGGUCUCUUCGCAAGACGAUCUACAGGGUUGCUCCCAGAUGCAUGCGCAGGGAUGGCUGCCUGCUCCUACGCGUGUUUCAUACCUAUUUUCGUUUGGUGUUGUAG